AUGUCGACCCGUCAAGCGGCACUCUCGCUGUAUCGCCGGUCGCUGAAGCUGGCCCUCGAUUGGGCUGUCCACCGCCAUCUUUGGAGAGGCCAGGCGUUAUACAUCCGGUCACUGUUCGAGGCGAACCGCAAUGUGACGGAUUCCCGACAAAAGAGGGAGCUUUUGGCCCAGACGGAGAAGCUACUGGCAAAGUGGAAGCACCCCGAACCCUACGUGCACCCGACUGCACCCGGUGGAUCCAAGUACGAGCGCAACCUACGUGCACCUAUUCUCGACCCGCCACCCCCAUUGAAGUUCUGA
Messenger RNA from Colletotrichum higginsianum IMI 349063, 300 nucleotides. Its product is annotated as Complex 1 protein. The transcript has 5 exons. Gene Ontology annotation, biological process: mitochondrial electron transport, NADH to ubiquinone. Lineage: Eukaryota; Fungi; Ascomycota; Sordariomycetes; Glomerellales; Glomerellaceae. Bases 1 to 300 code for a protein of 99 amino acids. The record is from RefSeq and is a predicted model, not a curated record.